AUGAACGUCGACAUUAUACCACCAAACCUGCCCCCAGAGCCCGUACCAGUCAAACCAACGAACCCAGCGCUUCGGGCAUUAGGAUGGUUUACAGGAUGGAAGCUUCCAUCAAGGAAUUGGAUGAUUUUUUAUAUGGUCACGUCAACAGGUCUUGCCUUGGCAUUAUAUGAUACGUCUGAGCGUAGAAAGAUUGCUGCAGACUUUAAGGCUCGAGCCAGUCCGCUGGCCGAUGUGCCCAUGCAGCCAUCAGAGUUGCCUAGAAGAAUCCAGCUCUACAUUGCUCCAAGUCAAUUUGCACGUUACAAUUUCAAGGAGUAUGUCAAGCCAGUGUUUGAUGCAGCUGCAUUGGAUUACGAGCUGAUACAACCAGACGACCUUCUCAAAGUACAGGAACACGUCAAGAACUAUAUUUGGGCUGGUAAAGCCGAACAUCGAGGCUACAAAACUCCAUCGAAUGUACCAUACAAUCCAUAUAUACCACCACCUAGGCCAGCAUACGAUCCAACAGAGGGGUUGGUAGCUGUUGGACGAGGAGCCUGGAGAGAGCUCAUGAAGGGAGUCAAUGAAGCAUGUCUCACACUAGGAGAGAAUGAAGAGAAGGCUAUAGAAGCUCAAGAGCAGCUACGAAAGAUGAACGAACAGAGAAUGUCGCGACGGCCCUUCUCGUCUAUAAUUCAGUCAACUACCAAUAGGAAUAGUAGGACGUGGUAUGAUUGGGUUGCUGGUAAGAAGCCUGAAGAUCCAGUCGCUCCAGCAGCUAUAGCAGCACCGAUACAGCAGGACUUGAUGCAGGAUGCUGCUGUAACAACUUCUACUGAAACAGAAUCAACAACUACUGCACCACCACCACAGCCAGAAGCACCUCUACCACCAGUAUUAUCUAUAGACAACAUGCCAACAGCAUUCGCACUACCACCAGUAGGUUACAUCUCAGGUCAAAACCUGACAGGCUGGACCAACUUUCCACUUCGUAUAUAUCACUGGUUUACUUCGCGUAAUACAGCUAGAAGAGUAGGAGAAGAGGCAUUGAAGAUCGCAUUUGGUGCUAAACGACCAUUAUACUCAUCGGAUCUAGCUGUUGGUAUGAAGGAUAUUGGUGAGGAGGGCGAAGAAGGUGAUGGUAUUCAACUGGAUACAGCAAUACUUGAGAAAUUAUCAAUAUAUACGGAAACCACUGCAUAG
This is a messenger RNA of Synchytrium microbalum, 1182 nucleotides long. RefSeq lists its product as uncharacterized. The record is from RefSeq and is a predicted model, not a curated record. The transcript has 2 exons. The coding region runs from base 1 to 1182 and encodes 393 amino acids. NCBI's taxonomy places the organism in Eukaryota, Fungi, Chytridiomycota, Chytridiomycetes, Synchytriales, Synchytriaceae.